This is a messenger RNA of Arthroderma uncinatum, 654 nucleotides long. RefSeq lists its product as uncharacterized. The coding region runs from base 1 to 654 and encodes 217 amino acids. The record is from RefSeq and is a predicted model, not a curated record. Lineage: Eukaryota; Fungi; Ascomycota; Eurotiomycetes; Onygenales; Arthrodermataceae. The transcript is spliced from 2 exons.
AUGGAAAACGACAGCGCGCCCGCCGCUAGAACAGCAGCAGCCAUCCAGCGAUUCUACGAAGAGCGCAAUGCAGAUGAUCUCCUACAGUUUUGCUGGCGGAACCAGGAUUGUGACCGAUGUCUUGGUGCGGCUAAUUUUUGCAGCUGGUGCCCGUUCUCAUCAACCUGCGUCGCCAAUGCAUCACCUUUCCCUCUCCUAGCGCCCUUGACGAGCGAAAAGAUCUGCCCUCUCGGCCCCAAGGAGAGGUGGGAGAUACGCACCCGCCCUUUCGGAUGCAGGGUGAGCACUGCUUCGUUCUUGACCAGCCUUGUCUCGGUGAUGAGUACCAUCGCGCUAGUUUUGAUCGGAUACGCAGCUUAUCAAAUGUGGGUUGCGAAGAAGAGGGCUGAGGAGGAGCGGCAGGAACAAGAGAGAGAGGAGCAGAAUGGUCAUCAGUAUGGGAAUGGCCCAUACGGGAGCGUAGGAGGGUAUGGUGGUGCACAGUACGGGGAAGGAGGAGGAUUUGGCGAAGGAAUAGGCGGAAUGGUGGUGCCUGGGGUUAUGGGGGCUGUUGGUGGUGGUAUUUCGAACUGGAUGGGCCAAGGGCAGGGGCAAACAGGUCCAGAGACGAUCUAUGAGGAGGACGAAGCAGACGAGAACUCGCCCUUGCUAUGA